Messenger RNA from Acanthoscelides obtectus, 219 nucleotides. The record is from the annotation of a GenBank genome assembly. Lineage: Eukaryota; Metazoa; Arthropoda; Insecta; Coleoptera; Chrysomelidae.
AUGGACUGCUAUUUCCGCCAGUCCUGGGUGGACCGACGGCUGGCGUUCUCCGGGGAUUCCCGGGAGACUCUGGCCUUGAGUAUCUCGAUGCUGGGAAGAAUCUGGAAGCCAGACACAUAUUUCUACAACGGCAAACAGUCCUAUCUGCACACGAUCACGACGCCUAACAAGUUCGUGCGGCUGUACCAGGACGGGAGGGUUUUGUAUUCUUCGAGGUAA